Molecule: messenger RNA, 4504 nt
Organism: Thlaspi arvense
Lineage: Eukaryota; Viridiplantae; Streptophyta; Magnoliopsida; Brassicales; Brassicaceae
Source: the annotation of a GenBank genome assembly
CUUUUAACUCCUCUUGGCUACAACACAUUGCCACAUGCUCUCAAAAGUUCUACAAAAAGAAAGAAGAAUAAAGAUGAUCACUGUCUUUAAAAAACUAUCUUGCUUUAAGAAAACAAUUAAAUCGAUGCGGCUAUUCGAAUCCAGGUCAUCACUAUCGUCUUUGUCUUCUUCAUCUUUCACUCCUCAGAGAUUCGACGUCUUUCUAAGCUUCCGAGGCGCAGAUACUCGCAAGAACUUCGUCAGUUUUCUCUACAAGGAGUUAGAGGCGAAAGGGAUUCGGACUUUCAUGGACGACAAGGAACUGGUGAGAGGCCGUGCGAUUUCACCGGAGCUUCGCCAAGCCAUCAAAAGCUCGAGAUACGCCAUCGUUGUCGUCUCUGCGAAUUACCCAGCUUCCUCCUGGUGCCUCGAAGAGCUCAGAGCGAUUCUGAAACUCCACGAGAAGGGUUUGCUCACUGUGAUGCCGAUCUUCUACGAGGUUGAUCCGUCGCACGUGGGGAGACAGAUCGGAGAAGUCGCGAAACAAUUCAAGAAGCACGAGAAGAGAAAUAACAGAGACAAGGUCAAAUCUUGGAGGAGUGCGUUGACCAAACUGGCUGGUCUCUCUGGCGAGUGCUCAAAGAAUUGGGAAGAUGACUCGAAGCUGGUCGACGGAAUCACUGAGAAAAUAUCAAAGAUGAUGUCCUCAGCAACACCAAGCAACGGUAACAGCCUAAUUGGGAUUGAACAGCACAUGAACGAACUGUAUCCAUUGAUGGAUCUCAAUUCAAACGAAGAAGUCCGAGUCGUUGGGAUUUGGGGAAGAGGAAGCAUUGGCAGAUCAGCACUCGCUAGACACGUUGAGGAUGAUUCGAUGCUGGUCGACAAAAUCACUGAGAAAAUAUCAAUUUCGAUUACUGAAACAAGAACAAGCAAUGGAAGCAACCUAGUGGGGAUUGACGCACACAUGAAAGCCCUUUCACGGUUAUUGGAUUUGAACUCGAAGAAGAGUGUGAGAGUGAUCGGGAUAUGGGCACGAGGAGGCAAUGGCAGAUCGGCUCUCGCUAAACACGUGUAUCGAAACAUCCGUCAACACUUCGAAAGCCACUGCUUCCUGGAAAACGUGAAAAGGAUCUCUCAGGAUCGCCACAUGUCGCAUCUGCACGACGAGAUCCUGGUGAGGAUUCCAGGAGAAUGCUUGAGUCUCAAGAACCAAAGGGUUCUGCUUGUGGCAGACGACGUCGAUAAGCUUGAGCAGUUGGAUGCUCUUGCAGAGGAUUUCAACUGUUUUGGUCCGGGAAGUGUAGUCAUCAUCACUACACAAGACAAGCAGCUGCUUCAUUCUUUCGGGAUAAAGCUUGUCUACGAAGCAGAGCAUCUGAGGUUCCUGAAAGUUCGUGAACUCUUCUUCAGACAAUUAGCCUUCAAAAAGAGAGACAUCUCUGCUGCCUUCGGAAGGGCAACGAAUGUUGCCAUGGAAUUGUUGGGUUGUCUACGUGUUAGAUCUGGUUAUCGGAAAGUGUUGGAAUCAGUUUAUUAAGCUAAAAUCCCUGAAAAAUUAAGUUAAGGGAGCAUCACUAAACUUAGUAAGUAAGAUGUGGCUUAGAAAUAGGAAUGUUUUGUCUAUUUUUGGAGUGGGUUUCUGGUGUGUAGAAGAAUUGUUGUUCUAGAUUGGAGUUGAUGAUAUACAACUUCUUUUUUUCAAGAUUGGUUUUUGAUGUGUAAGUUUCCACAUGCCCAACAAAUUUGUAGAGAAGAAGAUCUAAAGUUCCAAACUUUCAUCAUUCCUUGAAGGAAAAAGAAUAAAGAAAAAUAGUUCUAAGUUCCAACCUAAAAUGACUAACAUGAAAGAAUGAAGAGGAAGAUCCCCAAAGCGUGAAAGCUCUCAUCUUUUUACUUUCUCUCACUGACACUUACGGUUUCAGAAAGACCAACAAUGGAUCAGAGCGAGGUGUGUUGUUCUGUACAGCUUAUCGACGGAGAUGGUGUAUACAACGUCUCUGGCAUCGAUAGUUUCAUUAAGGAGGUGAAACUUGGAGAAUGUGGCCUCUCUUACGCUGUUGUCUCCAUUAUGGGUCCUCAAAGCAGCGGGAAGAGUACACUAUUGAAUAAUUUGUUUGGAACAAACUUCAUGGAGAUGGAUGCGUUCAAGGGAAGGUCUCAGACCACAAAAGGUAUCUGGCUUGCAAGAUGUGCCGGUAUAGAGCCUUGCACACUUGUAAUGGAUUUGGAGGGCACAGAUGGAAGGGAGCGAGGAGAGGAUGAUACUGCAUUCGAGAAACAGAGUGCUCUGUUCGCUCUUGCUGUCUCAGAUAUCGUCUUGAUCAACAUGUGGUGUCACGAUAUUGGCCGUGAACAAGCUGCUAAUAAACCUCUCUUGAAAACUGUCUUCCAGGUUAUGAUGCGAUUGUUUAGUCCACGUAAAACAACAAUGCUCUUUGUAAUACGAGAUAAAACCAGGACACCGUUGGAAAAUUUAGAGCCUGUCUUAAGAGAAGAUAUUCAGAAGAUAUGGGAUUCUGUUCCAAAGCCUGAAGCACACAAGGAAACUCCUCUAAGUGACUUCUUCAAUGUUGAAGUUGUUGCUCUUUCCAGUUACGAGGAGAAGGAAGAACAGUUUAAAGAGCAGGUUGCGAGUUUGCGACAACGGUUCAUGCAUUCUAUUGCACCGGGUGGUCUUGCUGGAGACAGAAGAGGAGUGAUCCCAGCCUCAGGUUUUUCAUUUAGUGCAGAUCAAAUCUGGAGAGUCAUUAAAGAGAAUAAAGAUCUUGACCUUCCCGCCCACAAGGUCAUGGUGGCUACUGUGCGGUGCGAAGAAAUUGCAAAUGAGAAGUUUGCACAUUUCAUUACAAACGAGCACUGGCGGCAACUGGAUGAGGAGGUGCAAGCUGGUCCAGUUUCUAAUUUUGGAAAGAGGCUCACUUCUAUUCUUGGUUCUUGCUUAUCAGAAUAUGAUGGUGAGGCUACAUUCUUCGAUGAAGGUGUCAGAUCUUCAAAGAGACAUCAGCUUGAAGAAAAGCUUCUCCAACUUGUGAAUCCAGCGUUUCAAGAUGUAUUAGGACAUAUAAGAUGCGGAAUGCUUGAGAAGUUUAAGGCUUCUUUUGAUAAGGCUUUAGACAUUGGUGAAGGGUUUUCUUCAGCUUCAAGUGCUUGGUUCAAGUCUUGCAUGACUCAAUUCGAUGAAGAGUGCGCAGGUGCCAUCGUUGAACAAGCCAAUUGGGACACAGCUAAAGUGCGGGAGAAGCUUGUCCGUGACAUCGAGGCUCACAUUUCCUCUGUGCGGACGUUCAAGUUAUCUGAACUUACCAGUAAAUACGAGUCAAAGCUUCAUGAAGCAUUGUCAGAACCGGUGGAAGCUCUGUUGGAAGGAGCGAAUAAUGAAACGUGGACUGCAGUAAAGAAGCUUCAUCAGCGUGAAACUGAAUCUGCUGUUUCUGGAUUCAGUGGUGCAUUAGCUGGUUUUGACAUGGAAGAAGAAACAAGAGAUAGAAUGGUGAAGAGCCUUCAGGAUUAUUCAAGAGGUGUGAUAGAAUCUAAGGCAAAGGAAGAAGCUGGAAGGGUUUUGAUGCGUAUGAAGGAAAGGUUUGCUACAAUCUUCAGCCAAGAUUCUGAUUCAAUGCCACGUGUUUGGACGGGAAAAGAGGAUCUUCGAGCGAUUACUAAAUCAGCUCGAUCUGCUUCCUUGAAGUUGCUCUCAGUAAUGGCUGUGAUCCGGUUGGGCGAUGAACCUGAUAACAUCGAGAAGACACUAACUGUUUCUCUCUUGGAUUCAACAAAGAAUGAAACUUCUACAAAAAGCAUCACAUCAUCUGAUCCACUGGCUUCAAGCACUUGGGAUGAGGUUCCAUCAUCAAGAACUUUGGUCACACCGGUCCAAUGUAAAUCUAUAUGGAGACAGUUCAAGUCAGAAACAGAGUAUACAGUGGCUCAAGCCAUAUCUGCACAGGAGGCGAAUAGACGUGGUAGUAACUGGUUACCCCCUCCAUGGGCGAUUCUUGCAUUGAUCGUACUUGGAUUCAACGAGUUCAUGACUCUUCUAAGGAACCCUCUCUAUCUCGGAGUCUUAUUUGUCGCUUUCCUUCUCGUGAAAGCCCUAUGGACGCAACUGGAUAUCCCCGGCGAGUUCCGCAACGGUGCACUUCCAGGGAUCCUAUCGAUAUCCGCAAAGUUUGUUCCCACGGUCAUGAACCUUCUCAAGAACCUUGCUACGGAAGGCCAAACUCCUCGCGCAGCUAAUAAUCCACAGAAUCAUCGUCCGAACAACGACGCUUCUUCAAAUGCUUCCUCAUCAGAAAAUCCUCAAGAGCACAAAAGUUCCUCAAAGACGGAUUAAGAGGAGAGUAACAAAGAAUAUUCCUACUCUCCAAAGGUUUGAUCUCCAAAUACUUGUGUUUUUACUUGCUUACUCAUGAGUAUAAAACGCUGCGUUUUAGGAUCCCCUUUUUUUUUUGCUUUGUUGUAGAACUUUUCUUUGUACAACACACAACAAAUUACUUAAAUGCGUGGUAGCAUGAUUUGAAUCGGU